CGAUAGUCUGUCUUACGCAGGUCCGGCUGCCGGGACGCCUGCGCAUGCGCGGUGCCCGCAUUCCCAGGGUAAUGAUGGCGGCUUCAGCCACUCGUUGUGCGUUGCCCCGUUUAUCGGCUGCCUUGGCCUCUGCGCAACGCCGGGGCUGCUCUGUGUUUGCUGUGACAUCCAGAUGCAGGGAUGUCUUGAAACUAGAAGCUCAGUGUUGCCGGUACCGAGGCGGCGUGACAUGCGGCGGAUCUAGUGGCGUCCUGACAUUGAGAGGCUUGUCCGGUAAAGGGCUCCAUGCCAUCAACACGCACUGCUUCCACACCAGCGCCUCAUACGCGAACAAGCAGGACUAUUACCAGGUGCUGGGGGUGCCGCGCUCUGCCACACAGAAGGAGAUCAAGAAAGCAUACUACCAGAUGGCCAAGAAGUACCACCCAGACACCAACAAAGAAGACCCCAAAGCCAAGGAGAAGUUUGCCCAGUUAGCGGAGGCCUAUGAGGUGCUGAGCGACGAGGUGAAGAGGAAGCAGUACGACACGUAUGGCUCAGCUGGCUUCGACCCGGGCCAGGCUGGCGCUGGCCAGCAGCAGUACUGGAGGGGAGGGGCUACCGUCGACCCGGAGGAGCUCUUCCGGAAGAUCUUCGGGGAAUUCUCUGCAGGUCGUGGAUUCAGUGACUUCGGAGAUUUCAACUCCAUUUUCCACCAACAGCAAGAGUACGUGAUGGAGCUGACGUUCACACAGGCGGCUAAGGGUGUCAACAAGGAGAUCACCAUCAGCCUGGAGGACACCUGCCAGCGAUGCGAUGGGCGGGGCCACGAGCCCGGCACAAAGGCCCAGCGCUGCCAGCAGUGUAACGGGAGUGGCAUGGAGACUGUGAACACGGGUCCCUUCGUGAUGCGCUCGACGUGCCGGCGCUGCGGUGGGCGGGGCUCUGUGAUCACCUCGCCCUGCAUGGCGUGCCAAGGGACGGGCCAGACCAAGCAGAGGCGCACGGUCAUGGUGCCGGUCCCCGCAGGCGUGGAGGAUGGACAGACGGUCCGGAUGCCCGUAGGGAAGAAGGAGAUCUUCAUCACGUUCCGGGUGCAGAAGAGCUCAGUGUUCAGACGGGAUGGUGCGGACAUCCACUCGGACGUCAUGAUCUCUGUGGCCCAAGCCAUCCUGGGUGGCACUAUAAGGGCACAGGGGCUCUACGAGACUGUCAACCUGGCGAUCCCGGCUGGUGUCCAGUCCGACCAGCAGAUCCGGCUCGCUGGGAAGGGGAUCGCGCGAAUCAACAGCUAUGGUUAUGGAGACCAUUACAUCCGCUUCAAGAUCCGAGUCCCAAAGACCCUGACAGACAGACAGAGGGCUCUGCUCCUGAGCUACGCUGAGGAGGAGACGGACGUAGACGGGACGGUCAAUGGUGUGACCACCACUACUGCAGGUGGGGGCAGAAGUGGUCAGCAAUCUGAGGGAGGGCACAGCCAGCAAGAAGGGGGCUUCUUCUCCAAAUUAAAGAAAAUGUUUAGUUCCUGACAGCCAUAACCCAGGCAAAAGAUCCACUGGAAAUUAACUGCAGCCCUCCAGAACCACCUCUGGACUCCCACCAGCUCCAGGUCCUGCACACUGAAAUCCUUUUUCUCUGCAGUAAGAGAUUUCCCUGCUCUUCUCUGUUUGUGCUCGUCUAUUUCAGUGGGUGUGAGUUGACAGCUUCUCUCUCCUUGGGAAUGAGGCACUUUCAGUGCUCUGAGCAGGAAGCAUCUUUGUCUUUCAUAAUGACGAAGCACUUUCAGCCUCUCACACUGCUUCCAUUACACUUCACACAAAAGCCAAACCUGAGGUCCCAGUUUCUCAGUGCUCAUCCAUGAUCACAUGACAUAGACGCACUCAGUCACCUCCCAGGACUUGAUUCCAGCUGCUCUUUAAACAAUAUUGAUCGAAUUGAUCCAAUUCAUCCCGAAGAACUAUUGUUUCCCUGGUAUCAUGCUGUAAAUAGGAUUAACUGUUUAUCUGAACAUGUACUGAUGUCAAUUAAAAAAACUGGUAUAAAUGAGAA
Paramormyrops kingsleyae is the source of this 2028-nucleotide messenger RNA. RefSeq names its product DnaJ heat shock protein family (Hsp40) member A3a (gene dnaja3a). The record is from RefSeq and is a predicted model, not a curated record. Gene Ontology annotation, biological process: protein folding; negative regulation of apoptotic process; mitochondrion organization. NCBI's taxonomy places the organism in Eukaryota, Metazoa, Chordata, Actinopteri, Osteoglossiformes, Mormyridae. Gene Ontology annotation, cellular component: mitochondrion. Gene Ontology annotation, molecular function: protein kinase binding; ATP binding; heat shock protein binding.